Molecule: messenger RNA, 1005 nt
Organism: Ascochyta rabiei
Lineage: Eukaryota; Fungi; Ascomycota; Dothideomycetes; Pleosporales; Didymellaceae
Exons: 2
Coding region: 1-1005 (334 amino acids)
Source: RefSeq, a predicted model, not a curated record
AUGGACACCCACUCGCUCGCUAUUCAGUCGUGGGCGUUCUAUGCACUGGCCAUCUCAAUCAUUUUCGCAAGACUGAUCUUUCGACGUAUCAUGCUCAAGUCUUUUGCAGACUUGCAGGCUGAUGAUUGGAUCAUGGUGUCCCUCCUUCUGCCAUUUACUGCUUUCAUCGUCCUCACCAACCUGGUCUCCAACUCAUCUACACAACAGCAGCGAACACAUCGAUACGUACUCGAGGAACUUCAGUUGGUCAUAACAUGCUUUGUCAAAGUGUGUCUUCUGAUAUUGUACUGGCGAAUCUUUCCAGUCGCGUUCAGCAUUCUUCGAAGACGCUAUGUGCAGAUCGUCUCAGCCAUUUGCGUUAUCUCUUUCCUGAUCAUCCAAAUUUCACUACUGUCCUGGUGCCAACCAGCACACAUGGAAGACAAUCCACAUUGUCUAACCUACCACAACCACACCAUUGUCUCACUGACACUCAGCACUCUGACCACUUUCCUUGUCCUUAUCCUCCCCACACCAUUCAUUCCAACACCGCGUCGCUUUCUCCUUGCCAUCCUCACAGCGACCGGCACCCUGACCCUCGUUUUCGGCAUCUUUGCACGAUGCUUGGUCCUCACGGCACCGGAUUCACGUACAUACCUCUUCUUCUACAUCACGGAGCCCACACUCCUCAUCAUAUUCGCCAACCUACCCUUCCUCGCAUCCCUCGUGGUAUCGACUGCACCAGCAAGGAUACGCGAGUUUGGGCGCAGUAUAUCCUUCUUGAGAGACGGCGGGGACACGCCGCUAUCCCCCUGGCCGAGGAGUCGGCGUGCGAGUGUGCCUAGUCUUCGGAUGCCGCCACUAGGUGCGAGUCUGCUGGAGAGCACAACGACAGUCAUGGGUGGGGAGCCAGAGCGGAAGGAGUGGACGAUUACCCCGCCGGUGACAAGACCGGGAAGUGUAAAGAGCGGGUUCGAGACGUGGAAAAGGUCGAGUAGUAAUGCAGGCUGGCCUUUGCCUGGAUAG